CAGCUGAUUCAGUGCAAAAGCAUCGAAUAACAACACAACAACGUUUCAUAAAGUCACAAAAUUGCAGUAGAAACUGUUGAUUAUCUUUGUUCGUUUAUACGACGAAUUGUAGUCGCAACUUUUGUUAGUGAUUUUAUUUAAUAUGCAAGUUUUCUUAUUAAAAAAAAGUGGCUAUAAGUGUUACAAAAUCGGUAUAAUUUUUUAGAAAACCUUGGUGCUAGUUUCAUGAUUAAUAAUUAAAAUAAUCGGUUCACUAAAAAAUUACGAAGUACGUUUUACGUACAGACAUAAGUAUAUUAUGUGCCUACCUUAAUACAUACAUUGUAUGUAAUUGUAUGCAUGAAAAUAUUACGGAGUGGUUUUUUUAUACAAAGUUUUGUCUGCCGUGUUUAUCCAGAUUAUUCUUGUGUGAAAUAAAAAUAUAUAAUGUGAAAUCUUGAAUCUAAGCACAUACACAAACAUACGUACAUGUGCAUACUAUUUACUAAUAUGUAUGCACGCCAUAAAUCAACACUGCCAAUCAUAAGCGCGCAUUCAACAGUUUAAAAUUUGCAAAACAAUAAUUAAACGCAUAUUAAACAGUUGAUUUUAAAUUUUUAUAAAAAACUUUAAUUUGUUGAGCAUGUGAUAUUGAAGAUUUAUAUUUUGACAAAAUGGAUGGUUUUAACUUUCAAGCUUUUAUGAAAUCCGACAUGAUCUCUCCUAGUAAGUCUCAGGAAUUCGAGUAUAAUAAUGGACAUUUGAAAUCUGAUGAAUUGAUUUUUGGUUCGCAGCGCGUUAAUUUGAAUUCCUGCACACCUUAUUCAGAUGCGACCCAGACGAAGAAACAUUAUCCUGGUCAUAUAAAAAGGCCAAUGAAUGCAUUUAUGGUAUGGAGCCAAAUGGAAAGAAGAAAAAUAUGUGAAAAGACGCCUGAUCUACACAAUGCUGAAAUAUCUAAAGAGCUUGGUAGGCGUUGGCAACUACUGGACAAAGAGGAAAAACAGCCUUAUAUAAUUGAAGCGGAAAAUUUACGAAAACUACAUAUGAUAGAAUAUCCUGAUUAUAAAUAUAGGCCUCAGAAAAAGCAGUCACGAUUUUUUACUUCAAGACAUAGUAAUGAAAAAUCGUAUCGCGGCGCAAAAUGUCCUGAAAAUUCAAAGAAAACAUCAAUAUAUCCGUCGCCUUUUUCUGAGCAAAAGAGUAAACAAGGUAUAAUUAGCGGCAGUAUAGAUGGAAUUCAACGAUGUAAUCGAAGCUCGAAAAAAAAUACUUGCAAGAUCCCCUCUGCUAACCAAAAAAAAAUAAUUAAAAUGAAAGAAGCGUCUCCUAUAUUUGACUCUACAGAUAUAUGCUCAGGAGAAGACCCUAUUAAUUAUUUACCACAUAAUGCAAUUGAAAGAAACUCUUUCAGUGAUACAAAUAUCUGUGAUAUUAACUCAGGGAAUGUUGAUAAUAUACCUAGUUUAGAUCCUAUUGAGCCGUCCGACUUUAAUCAUUUGAAAAGUGGCCCAGAAUUUCCACUAGAAGAUGUUUUAAAAAUAAUAAACUCUGAAAACUUUUUGGAACAGCAAUUUGAGUUUCAUAACCCCAGAAUCGAGUUUUCUCAUGAAAGCGAACUUAAUCCUGAACAAAUAAAUGUUAACGAUAUUUCUCCGAUCUCAUGUUUCGAAAGCAGCAAGGAGGAUAACAUAGUAAAUGAUGCUAAUUUACAUCUUGCCAGUCAUCACUCUCACCAAAUGCAAUAUCCAUAUGGAACAGUGAAGCUUCCCGUUUUUAAUUCCUUACUAACUUCGCGAGAUGAAAACAACCCUCUGAGUAUUAUUAACUCUUCAACUGACGACUCAAACUGUGACAUUAUAAAUCAAUCCUUAUAUUGUACUGACGAAUGCGAAUCUGAUAACCAUGACGCAACGAUGCAACAACAAACCAUAACAAUGAAUAUUGAGAUUCAUAACAGCAAUCGUGUUUACAGAAAAGGUGGAAAUAAUGGGCUUAUGGUUGGAGAUGACGUAUAUGCAGUAUCAAUUCCAUGUGCCAGCGGCGAUAGCGAUUGCAGUAUUUUAACAUCGCCGCAUUCGCCACAAAUAAGAUUAAAUAACACUAGUACAAGCAGUGUAAUAGUGGAUACAAGUUUUGCAAAUAUUUCUCCACUUUCAAUUACUAACUGUAAUCAUGACAUUCAUUCGGAAAAUCUUAAUUUAUCGAACUAUACGUUCUAUGAUACCAAUGGAGCUCUUCUUGCUUUUACCUAUGAUGACCUCCCACCGGAAUCUUCCGGCAGCCAUUUGGAGUUUAGCAAUAGAUAUGAGUUUUCUAGUCUUUAAAAUAGGACAUAUUCAUUAUAAAGUAAGGUGCGUUCAAGGUACGUAAUAAUUACAGCAGUACAGCAACUGUGCUGCAUAUUUUUUUAUUUUUACUUUGCUGAUGUGGAGCCAAAAAUUUAGUGUGCCGAUUAUUUGCAUAUAUUUCGCCCGUGCUGCAAGUUUUGCCAGAAAUUCACUCAUAACGUGAUA
Bactrocera oleae (olive fruit fly) is the source of this 2495-nucleotide messenger RNA. It is a transcript of the gene Sox14, whose product is annotated as Sox box protein 14. Gene Ontology annotation, biological process: cell differentiation; positive regulation of transcription by RNA polymerase II; anatomical structure morphogenesis. NCBI's taxonomy places the organism in Eukaryota, Metazoa, Arthropoda, Insecta, Diptera, Tephritidae. The record is from RefSeq and is a predicted model, not a curated record. Gene Ontology annotation, molecular function: DNA-binding transcription factor activity, RNA polymerase II-specific; RNA polymerase II cis-regulatory region sequence-specific DNA binding.